Molecule: messenger RNA, 2283 nt
Organism: Parastagonospora nodorum SN15
Lineage: Eukaryota; Fungi; Ascomycota; Dothideomycetes; Pleosporales; Phaeosphaeriaceae
Exons: 1
Coding region: 1-2283 (760 amino acids)
Biological process (GO): proteolysis
Molecular function (GO): serine-type peptidase activity
Source: RefSeq, a predicted model, not a curated record
AUGAAGGCGUUCAAGUUUGUUGCCCUCGCGGGACUCACCUCACUCGUUGGUGCCUCUCCGGUCGAGCCGUCCCGCACACUGCCCAUCAAGGCCCGACAAGACAAUGGCACGUCUUCAGCACCAUGCGCUCAGGUCUCGCAGUACAUGUACGGCGACGGCACCACAGUAGUAAAUACUCAGGUCCCCGCAGGACUUAGUUUUGCUUGCCUUGACAGUGUCCCUUUCAACGCCACUUCUGGCAAGAAGCUCAUCGCUAGCAUCCGCCCCUACAUCAACUGGCAGAGCACCCUCGUUCAGCUCAAGAACCCGCCUGCGGAGUAUGUUCAGAAGGUGCAGCCUCCUGUCGACGUUAUUGCUGGCUUAGAUCGGAUCGAUAGCGACAUCGACGCCGGCAAUUUCAAGACCGAAUACGACUUUGGCUGGGCGCUGUACAUCCUGAUCCAAUCAGCUCACGAUGGCCACUUCACCUACAUCCCGGAUAUUGUAGCCCAAAUCUUUACUUGGGGACGUCCAGUUCCCCUUGUUUCUGUCUCCGAGGAUGGUCAGCAGCUGCCUGCCGUAUUCGCUUACGUGGACGUCAUUGGCACUCAGUACAAGAACAUCUCCUACACACCGUCCCCUGUCGUAGAAAUCGAUGGCCAGGAUGCCAUCUCCUGGCUGGAGAACUGGAGCCAGCUUGGAUCAUUACAGGACCGCGAUGCAUUGUACAACAAUGUCUUCUACGAGCUUGCGCAAGUCAGCCUCUACACGAGUGGUAGCGGCACCGGCACGUUUACUGGAGGAGGUCGUGGUCGCUACGUCUACCCAGGUGACACAACGACACUUAAGUUUGCCAAUGGUUCCGAAUACACCAUGCAAAACUAUGCCCGGACCCUCAUCAACUUGCGCAACGUGACGACUGGCGAGGACCUUGCCAGGAAGUGGCUCAGCUACGGUGCGGAGAGCGGCACUGCCAAAGUCCAGUCUGUGAACACAAACCCAAAUCAGCAAAUCUCGACCAGCAGCCUCAGUACUGUUGGGGCUGGCGGAGCAUCACCUGGUUACCCUCCAGCUCUCGUCUCUGGUCCUAGCGGUAACAUCAAUGGCUACUUCAUCGAUGCCCCUGAUUACGAGGACGUGGCCGUACUUCAACUUGCCACCUUUGUAGCUUCUACGGGGUCCGGGGCUGACUUCCAGAGAACCACACGAGACUUUCUCACGAAAGCUCUAGCGGCAGGCAAGACAAAAUUGAUCGUCGACGUGCAGGCCAAUGGAGGAGGUACCAUUUUGCAAGGCUAUGACUUGUUUAAGCAGCUGUUCCCCGAUGAGGACCCUUACGGCGCAAACCGUUUCCGCGCCAUAGAAGCGAUUGAUUUGAUUGGAAAGUCCUUCAGUGCCAUGGCUUCCCGCGCUCCUCGCGGGUCUGAUCUGAACUACACCAUCAAGGGUGCGCAGCAGUCCUGGUUUGACUACCAUACCGACAUGACCGUAGAUGGCAAGCCUUUCGCCUCAUGGUCAGACAAGUUCGGGCCUCAAGAUAUCAAUGGCGACAAGUAUACCACGCCUGCUCGUUGGAACUUGUCCGACGUAUACAUUCCGUACUUCUCGGGCGGUAUCAAUGUUACUGGGUAUGGGGCAUGGGCCAACGUCACUGGGCCACCCAAGUUCAAAGCAGAAAACAUCGUGAUCCUCACCGAUGGUUACUGCGCUUCGACUUGCACGAUCUUCGCCGAGUUCAUGACUCAACAGGCGGGAGUAAAGACAAUCGCCAUGGGAGGCCGCAGCAACAAGAAUGCAAUUCAAGCUAUCGGCGGUGUGAAGGGAGUCAACAACUACGCAUACAGCUACAUUCAAAAUGUUGCGCAGACGGCUGUCAAGUAUGACCGUUCGCUCAACAACUCGCUCCUGAGACAGGACUACUACAAUGACCUUGUCUUCACGCGCGCGUCAAGCUACGGUGUGAACAACCGCGAUGGCCUUCGUCGAAACGACACGUCUGGCAUCGCACUACAAUUCAUCUAUGAAGAGGCAGAUUGUCGUCUAUACUACACUCCGGAGAUGACCGUUGAUAUUACUGCGCAGUGGAAAGCCGCUGCAGAUGCGCAGUGGCGCAACAGCGGUAAAUGCAUCUCUGGUGGGACGUAUGGUCAAAGGCGUAACGCAAAGGAGGUCACGACCACGCUUGGUCGCAGACGUGUCCACGUCACCCAAGCUGCAGCAUUCAAGAAAGCUCAAGCUCUGGAGGACAGCUUUGCGCUCGAGACCGAGUGUCAGUUGAAGGGCGACGGUUUCAUGGAGCCAUAA